Marchantia polymorpha subsp. ruderalis is the source of this 2684-nucleotide messenger RNA. The record is from the annotation of a GenBank genome assembly. NCBI's taxonomy places the organism in Eukaryota, Viridiplantae, Streptophyta, Marchantiopsida, Marchantiales, Marchantiaceae.
GGGGGCCCAUGUAAGCACCUACAGCACUAGGUCCAGUUGGCCAGGUUCAUGGAAAGCACCUCCAAGCCUACAGACGAUCACCCUGCACCAUAUUCACGACACUUUCAAACACACUGCGCGAAAGUGCUCAAACUUGAAAGUCGAUAGGUUGUAUUUGAGACAUAAAUUCUAUUCCGUUCCGUGCCCAGAGAAUAGUUAACUGUGGAGAGAAGGUGGAGUUCAGCAGUUUGACUUACUAACAGCAUCGCAGAGAAGAUAGUGGUCUGACAAGUCAAUGAGAGGCUGCGGAGAUGGACGCCUUCAUCCACGCUGAUUUUUAUCCCGUGUCUGAGGAAGUCUGGAGAGGGAAAAUUGCACCAACGUGCAGCAUGUUUACAUUCAUUGUCGUACAGCCAAAUCCCAAAUAGGUGGUCGGUUGUGUUCGCAAUGUGCUUUCCAGCAGUUCCUUUUAAUCGAGAUCAGUCCGAAUUUGAGAGUUCUCCAACAGGUUCGGACCGCACAACUGUCAGCGGUAGACAGAUCAGUAGAUCUGGGCCUACCCCUACCUUCCCUUCUCGUCUGGAGUUAGUGGUUUCCAUUUGACCACAUUCUUCCGCAUUUUGUAGUUGGAUUUGUCUCUGCGUUGACAAGUACCUGUACUGAACCCAAUCCACAGCGUUGGACAAUUCGUCGCAGUAUAUAUCUUCCACCACAUUGCGUGCAAUCUACUACGUACCACAACAACAUCGAUCCACCAGAUCACGAAUUGCUGGUAGCUGCUGCAGCGCUGCAUGCAAUAUCAAAGGAACCCGAGAAAAGUUGCUGGGCCAGCAGGAUCCACGAUGGGACGGGGAGAAUCCAAGGAGCAGACUGAAAUGCUGCUGCUACUGCUGCUCGUACUGCAGGCUCUGGUGAUGGCAUCCGAAUUGCCGAGGGCCAGUGCCGUAGAGACCGUGGUAGGUACGCCAUUCAUAACAGCGAGCACGUCCGAGUUCGGCUUGGGAAUCGAAGGGCUGGCAGUGGAUCAGCAGGGCAAUGUGUACGCAGUGGGGUUCAGUGGAGACGGGACGUCCGGCAUCGGGUCCGUGGCGAACUCGACAGGGGAGGUCAUGCAGAAGCUUUUGACGAAGGACCAGACAGGCUCAUCGUCCUUCAAUGGGCUCAGAUUCUUACCUGCUUCGCCCAAUCUGCCGACCUUCGACCUCAGGGCGCUGGCGGCCGACGUGAAGCAUAACUCCGUGGUGCUGCUGUUGCGGUCGAAGCGAGACCACAGAACCCGAGGCAGUACAUUCUGCAAGAGCAAUGACGCCAGCAGGCCGAUGAUCCAGCCGAACGACGUCGCUGUGGCUCCUGGAUCGGGCCGAAUUUACAUGAGCGGCGGAGCCUACGGCAAAGUGAACACCGUCGUCGGCGACGGGGAUCUGUGGAUGUGUCAAGCGAAAUCUGCCUUCACUGAGACGGCCGUGGACGAUCUGGGCGAGCUCAAUGCCACGUUUCUGGGUCACUUCGGGCUCACGAACGGGAUCGAGGUGUCUCCGGAUGAGAAAACUCUCUACCUGACUGAGUCCUUCCAUGUGGCGGCCGAGCCGUACUCGAACGUCAUCUGGAAGUUCGACAUUGGUGCAGACGGCGGCGUCCUCAACCGACAGCUCUUCGUCAAUUUCACUCAGCUCGACGACUCCGGCUGGAUCGACCUCGAUGGCAUUCGCACCGAUGCCGAGGGAAGUCUAUUCGUGACCCGAAAUGGUAUGUUCGGGCAAGCCGACAAGUUCCAUCCCAACGGAACGCAUUUGUUAACUAUCCAGCUGCCGACGAUCUUUGAGACGACGAAUCUGGAAUUUGGAGGACCCGAAGGCAAGACCUUGUACAUGAGUGGCAAGUGUAGAGACGAUCCUGAUAGGGGCUGUGUCGAGGUUUGGAACAGCACGGUGCCCGGCCGUGCUUGGAGCGAGCUCAGAAUUAGCAGCGCAGCUUCUCCGCCCUCGUAGACAUUGCGUUCGUCAUCUCCCUCUUGGACAAGCUCCCUGACUUCGUUGAUCAUGGACUGAAUUGGAACAGCCAGCAGGCAAAUCUAACUAACGCACAGCAGGAAGUGGCAGGCCCAAUCCAAUUGAUCAAUCACCAAGUUCUGUGAAACAACACAGGCUCUCUCCAGAGUAUGAGCGAGCUGUCCUGUGGUUAGAAAAUCUCGAGCGUUCGCCACUGAACAGAGAGAGUCAGUCCGAGGUGGGCUGUGUCUGCCAGAAUCCAAAGCUCGGCAAUGUCCAGAAGCUAUACCUCCUUUACGACCGACGAUAAUGAACAAUUUGAUUAUACAGGGGAAUUCGGAGAGUCUGACAGAUGUCGAUUACAUCCCGCUAUCGAAUGAUGAAGGGGUCGGCCUGUAAGUGGACUGACAUUCAGAUUGACGUGGAACUUAGCUUGAUUAGUUUUUCAAUUUAGACAGCCCGUGGAGAGGAACUGGUUGAGAAGAAACCGCAGGUGCCACAGAGCUGUGAACGCCUGUUGGGCUCCAGUCAGUUGUGGAGGUCAGCGAAAUUCUGAUGGUCCUAGAUCAGUAAUAUGUCAGUCAUCUGCUCAGUUUUGUGAACCUUUCGGGAGACGUACGGGCAUUCACCCUUUGGGCUCCACUAGACCGCAGCUUAGGGGCACGAGCGUGUCUAGGAGACCGGUACAAUGAUGAGGUUAGCUGCUAUGUAAAAUAC